Molecule: messenger RNA, 2211 nt
Organism: Rhinocladiella mackenziei CBS 650.93
Lineage: Eukaryota; Fungi; Ascomycota; Eurotiomycetes; Chaetothyriales; Herpotrichiellaceae
Exons: 1
Coding region: 1-2211 (736 amino acids)
Cellular component (GO): nucleolus
Molecular function (GO): RNA helicase activity; ATP binding; nucleic acid binding
Source: RefSeq, a predicted model, not a curated record
AUGUCGAAGACAGCAAAGAGGAAGGGGAUCAUAGAGGCCCGGAAUCCUCGGAAAAGGCAGAAGUUGUCCAAUGUAACCGCUCAGGCUGCUCCUAGAGCCUUGGGCUUACCUGUCCGUGACGAUGGGCUAAGAUGGAAACCAGUCUCUUUACCUAGAAGGCUCGAGGAUGCCGAGGGAUUCUAUGAACUCGAAGAGAUCGAGGAUGUCGAAGUGGUUCGAGAUGAGGUGAAACACCAUGUCAUGUUUCUGCCAAAGUCAGCAUCGACUGUGGACGAGACCUAUCAGGUGGACGCAGUGGACGAAGAAUGGCAAGGAUUUGAGGACGAGGAUUCGAAGUCGACAUUGUCAGAGCAUAAGGAAUCAGCAAGCUUAACGCCUUCGACCUCGAAAGCUUCAGACUCCGCGAAGUUCCGGCUUGGGCAAGAAUCAAAGCCCAAAAGAGAGCACGAUGUUGAGACUGGUCUGAAUUUCAAUGUCUUGCUGGAUUCGUCAGAAGAGCCCAAGACAGAUGUUUCGGCUUGGAAAGAUCUCGAGCUGUCAAACGCCACCCUGUCACAGCUUUCUCGCCUUGGGUUCGCUAAACCCACGCCCAUUCAAGCUACUGCCAUCCCAGCCAUCAUUCAGGGCCACGAUGUUAUUGGUAAAGCCGUGACGGGAUCGGGAAAGACACUGGCGUUCGGCAUUCCGAUAUUUGAGGAUUGGCUUUCAAACGAAAAUGUCACAUUCAACGGUCCAAUAAAAGCCAAAGCUUCCACGCUGGCCCUCAUCCUCGCACCCACCCGAGAACUCGCUCUGCAGCUGCAUCGACAUUUGAACGAAUUGUGUAUCGGGUUGGAGAAUCAUCCCAACGUUUCAGCUGUGACUGGUGGACUGUCAAUACAGAAACAACAGCGACGGCUCGAAUAUGCGGAUAUUGUGGUAGCGACCCCCGGCCGACUUUGGGAAGUCAUGAAUGAUUCAGGUACCAAUCAUGACACCGAUGCCUUGGUAGACCGUCUCAAGAAGAUCAAGUUCUUGGUUGUGGACGAAGCUGACCGACUUCUGAGCGAAGGGCACUUUAAGGAAGUUGAAAACAUCCUGGAUGCUCUUGAUCGAGAGACCGUCGUCGACGAAACAGAAGCGGAAGAAGCAACAAAAAGGCCUCCGAAAUCUCAGCGACAGACGCUUGUGUUUUCCGCAACAUUCCAUAAAGGCUUGCAGCACAGGCUCACAGCCAAAAUCAAGUCGAGCGACCGCGCCAAAAAUCGCCUCCUCGAUAAUCAGCAGUCAAUGGAAUACCUUCUUCAAAAGCUCUCCUUUCGCGAAGCAAAACCCACUUUUAUUGACGUCAAUCCCUCAUCUCAGAUGGCUUCAACGUUAUCUGAGUCCAUUGUGGAAUGUGGUGCCAUGAAAAAGGACUUAUACCUCUACACCCUCCUCAUGCGGAAUCCCAGAUCGAAGGCACUGGUGUUCGCCAAUAGCAUUUCAUCUGUCCGAAGAAUAACCGCUCUCCUCCAGAGCUUGAAACAACCGGCGACAGGCUUGCACUCAACCAUGCCCCAAAAGUCACGACUACGCUCGUUGGAAAGAUUCGCCGCACAGAGCAACAUACUUGUGGCCACGGAUGUCGCAGCUCGGGGCCUGGAUAUCAAAGGCAUUGAUUUGGUCAUCCACUAUCAUGUGCCUCGCACUGCAGACAUGUACGUGCAUCGAUCUGGAAGGACUGCCCGAGCCGAAAAUCCUGGACGGUCAAUCUUACUUUGCUCCCCUGAUGAGGUCGCGAGCGUGACGAGGCUGAUACUCGAAGUUCAUAAGACGAACAGAGCGCCUGAGACAAUUGAGAUAGAUGCUGGGCUGGCGAAAAGGCUUGAAGACCGUCUCGACCUAGCCCAUAAGAUUACAGAGGCUACGCUGGCUAAAGAAAGAGCAAACAUCAAGGAUGGAUGGCUGAGAUCGGCCGCCGAAGAACUUGGAGUGGAUUACGAUAGCGAGGAAUUCGAAGGUCAGGGUCAGAAAGGCAGACGAGGCAGAGGUGGUGGGAAGGCAAAGAAAGAGAAACAGAAAGGAGCAGUAGGCAAAGACCAAAUUUCACGUUGGCGGUCCGAAUUGACGAAUUUACUGAACAAGAGAAUUAAUCUAGGCGUCAGUGAAAGAUAUUUGGCCGGCGGACAGGUCAAUGUGGGAGCAUUACUUGAUGGCCAGGUGGGUGGCACAUUUCUUGAAGCUCGCUGA